AUGAAGUUCACCACUGUCGCCAUCGCCCUCUUCGUCGGCCUUGCCGCUGCCCUCCCUACCACCGACUCCUACACUCCUGCGCCCUACAGUGGCAACGGUGGACACAACGGAGGCCACAACGGUGGUAACAACGGUGGACACAACGGAGGCCACAACGGCGGUAACAACGGAGGCCACAACGGCGGCAACAACGGCGGCAAUGGCAACAACGGCGGCAACAACGGUGGCAACAACGGCAACAAUGGAGGUAACAACGGAGGCAACGGCGGCAACAACGGUGGCAACGGAAACAACGGUGGAAACGGAAACAACGGCGGCAAUGGUGGUAACAACGGCGGUAACAACGGCGGUAACAACGGCAACAACGGCGGCAACAACGGCGGCAACGGUGGCAACAACGGCGGCAAUGGCAACAACGGAGGCAACGGUGGCAACAACGGCGGUAACAACGGCGGAAACGGCGGAAACAACGGUGGCAACAACGGAGGCAACAACGGAGGCAACGGCGGUGGUAAGGACUACGCGCCUUGCCCUUCCGGCCUCAGCAUGAGCCCCGUCUGCUGCGCUACCAACGUCCUUGGCCUUCUCGCUCUCAACUGCGAGGCUCCCACCAAGACUCCCACCUCGGCCAUGGACUUCCAGAAGACCUGCGCCGACACUGGCAAGGCCGCCAAGUGCUGCACCCUCAACCUCCUCAACCAGGGUGUCCUCUGCCAGGUCCCCGUUGGCGUCGCCGCCUAA
Messenger RNA from Verticillium nonalfalfae, 741 nucleotides. RefSeq lists its product as uncharacterized. Bases 1 to 741 code for a protein of 246 amino acids. Gene Ontology annotation, cellular component: extracellular region. NCBI's taxonomy places the organism in Eukaryota, Fungi, Ascomycota, Sordariomycetes, Glomerellales, Plectosphaerellaceae. The record is from RefSeq and is a predicted model, not a curated record. The transcript has 3 exons.